Molecule: messenger RNA, 2638 nt
Organism: Chelmon rostratus (copperband butterflyfish)
Lineage: Eukaryota; Metazoa; Chordata; Actinopteri; Chaetodontiformes; Chaetodontidae
Gene: spc24
Product: SPC24 component of NDC80 kinetochore complex
Exons: 6
Coding region: 102-701 (199 amino acids)
Source: RefSeq, a predicted model, not a curated record
AGAAGAGGCGCGCUCGGGUCUGGAUUUGAAUCACGGAAACGAGCUGAACGGGAACACAGCAUUUCAAGUUGAAUCUCUCUCUAGCUGCCAGCAUCACCACAAUGGUUCAAGGUCAUAAAUUUCAAGACUUGGAGGAGACGGGCGCAGCGUUGGUGGCCUACAUCAACAGCAGCCAGCCUGAGAAACUGAUGGAAGUGAAAAGUGAUAAUCUGGCCAUUUUUGAUCAACACGCUGAGACGAAGAAGUUUGUGACACAGAUUUUAAAAGGUGUGGCUCAGAUAGAGGAGAGUGCUAGCCAGAGGCUGCUGGACAUGGAGGAGGAGAAGAAGCACAGGGAGCAUGAGCUGGAGAGCCUGGAGGAGCAGCUGAGGCAGUGCACAGCCAAGAGCCAGAUCACUGACUCAGAGUUACAAUUUCUGCAGGGAGAGUUGGAGCGUCUGAGAAACAGCGAACACGAGCUUCAGACUCUUCAGAACGAGGUGGAUGAAGACACCACCGAGGUCAUCCCUUCAGCAAUAUAUGUGGCUCAGGUGUACUACCUCAUAACCAAGAUCAAGUGGGAAUAUGACACACAACCCAGCAUCUUAAAAGGAGUGCACUAUGGUGCAGACCUGGCCACGCCCAUCAACAUUGACACAUCUCUGCGAGCUCGGAGCGACGUGAGCGACCAGCUGUGGGACUUUGUCAGCAGUGAAUGGUAGCUGAAGGAUGCUGGUGUUGUCAGAAAAGUUGUGUACAUUAUCUGUGUUUGUCUGCAAGUUUGUUUUCUUUGGUUUUCUGAUAAAUUUCUGUUGUUUAAAAAAAUUAAAUAUGUCAGACCUUUUAACUCAGUAGUUACUCUCUAACUGUAUUUCAGCAGCACAGAUUCACUAGAACAUUUUGUAGUGGUAGAUGAGAUGGGGGGGUUGGCCACUAGAUGUCGCUGCAGAGCUGUUUGUUAUGUUCCGUAACCGCCUACACGGCCUCCUUGGAAUUAUUGAGACUCAGAUGAGACAGUGCGGGGAGAUUAAGAGCUCCUUUGUGCAGUCAGGUGUUUCUUUGGUUUACAAGAUGACUGUGCAGAAUCCUUUUGCUGAGGAAGAUGCCGCUGGGCUUGUAGGUGGAAUUAGUCAGACUAGUUCACCAUAGUUUAGGCCAGUGGUUCCCAACCUUUAACUGUGAGGGCAGAUCUGACAAAUCUAACAAAUUUUAUACAUACAUAUGAGUAACUGGUUUGAACAGUCAGGUGCAGCAUGUGAUGACAUGGACUCUGGACAUGGGCUAUUGUAAAUUUACUCAAAGGUGUAAUAUGUAACAUUUCUAAAUGUCUAAAAAUGAUUAGUUCUUUGUUAUGUAUUUUCUUGAGUUGUACACUUACAUUUCCAGCAAUGUUCAAAACCAGAGCAAUCUGUAUUUUUAUUAAAGCUAACAGUGUGUUUUAUUUGGCCACCUAUCAAUGUCACAUCACCUUUACCCCCUCGAGUUGCUGUAACUUCCGGGGAAACGAGAAACACUAGUGCUGCGCUGCAAUACUGAUACAACCAUACAGUAUUAUUUAGUGUGCCGUAAAAAAAGUUAGUAUGUACCAGUACAUAGUAUUUCGAAUGCAGUCACAAAAUUUUCCUGUGAUCCCAUGCUACUUGACGACAUCAUCAAACUCACAUUUUAUUGUUUUGAAAAGUAAUGUGGUUAAUACUGAUGUGUUUCAAGAUCAGCCUGUGACAGUACAACAUAUCAUCUGUAAGUGUGACUGUACCAGACAUGACAGUGAUGAGUUAGCAGAAAAACAAAAAUGAGAACAAGAUGCUGAAAUUGAGGCUUGUAUCCAGGCUGCAUGGGUUGAGCCCACCUCAUGUUUCUGCACUGCGGGGUGUGAGUGUUGUAUUAUUAUUAACCAUCUGCUCUACUGAGAACUGAAACUUCCCUCUUCUUUGAAAAGGGCUUCAUGCCACAUUUGUGUACCACUGCAGCACGGCGAGUGGUUAAAGAGUGGGCAGGAUGACAUACGGUUGUUGGGGAGGUGCAUACUCUCAAAUACCAGAACGUGGAAGAACCAUGCUCCAGUGUGUGGUUUCCUUACGGUAAACAGAGCAACUAACAGCUAGCAAUGGCUUGUUUCUGCAACUUCAGCUAUACUUCAGCCACAGGCGCAUGUCAUAUCAAGUGGUUAACAAGUGGUUUGCAUGGAGGUAGGGUGGUGUAAGUUAAGACUGAGCCUCCAUCUGCUUGUCUUUAUUUUUCCUUUCAUUGUUAUGAAAGUUGUUGCUUGCUGAAGUCUCAAAUGUUCAUACUCAGCAAAGUAAAGUAGCGGACGACUAACUAUCACUGUUUAUGCUUAAUUUGCCAUCAACUAGUGAGCUUUCAACACUAAAUGUCAGCUAACCUUAAGACAGGCCUUAGUAAGUGGUGGUGUUGUAUUGGAUCAAAUGCACCACCCUUCGCUACGACAUCAGAAGGCAUCGUGGUGUUAAGACCUCUGUGACACAGCGUCGACAAACUAAACUUUUUAAACUCCACCAGGAGACACGUCACUGCAGAGACAUCUGUUUCUAUUGUUCUGGACACUGUUUACUUACUGCAUUUAUAUUAAUAAGCCCAUUUUUUUGGUCCACAUUUAAAAUAAAAAAUUCCCAUCUCCUUCUAGCUCAUAGUGUCAGUA